Molecule: messenger RNA, 3360 nt
Organism: Orbilia oligospora ATCC 24927
Lineage: Eukaryota; Fungi; Ascomycota; Orbiliomycetes; Orbiliales; Orbiliaceae
Exons: 2
Coding region: 1-3360 (1119 amino acids)
Molecular function (GO): ATP binding; ATP hydrolysis activity
Source: RefSeq, a predicted model, not a curated record
AUGCCUUCAAUACCGACUAUCAUUCCAGUUAUUACCACCGAUGGCGCGGCUCCCGUACCUUCCCAGGCUGACGUCUCAGCCUUCGUCGAUACAGUUUUUAACGCCAAGUCCUCCGAAGACUCGAUCGAUGCGGCCUAUGCUCUCUGCGAACUGCUUAUCGGUUCCCUUGGCCACCGCGGUCUCUAUCAAUAUGGCAUCCUUGCUGAAGUGAAGAAAGCCGCUGCGGAUAAAAAGAAUGGGUUCCGCCGUGAGAGCUCACAGAAUCUUCUCGGUGCCAUCUUUGAAAAAAUGCCACCCCGCGCACCUAUCAGCGAAGUUGUGCUUAUGCUCCAGGAUGAUGGGGUGGUUGGCUGCGCAUUAGAUGCGCUCGCUGAUAAAGGAACCAUCGUUCGUGACGCCGCACAGUACGGGCUGAACGCUCUUUUUGACAACCUCAGUUCGGAGGCCCUUGUCGUCGGACUUUUGCCCGUCCUUACAACUUACAUAUCCAAGGCCGCCGGCAAGUGGCAAGGCACUGUGGGCGCAUAUAAACUCUUGCAGAAAAUGGCCGACAAAGCCAAGCUGACCAUUGGAAGCACCAAGGAGCAAGGGGAAGAUCAGGAUAUCUUGCGGGAGGCUAUGGGGGCUAGGCUCGCUACUCUCAUCCCUAUCGUCGAAGGUGGCAUGCAUGACCUCAAAGCCGAAGUCGGGAAACAAGCUAUCAAAACCAUGAAUUCGCUCAUGACUUUGAUCUCAAAUGACGAUGUGGCACCACGUAUUCCACUACUUGUCGACACUAUGCAGAAUCCCUCGGCUGAAACCUUGCAGAAGGCUAUCCAUGCACUAUCCAUGACCACAUUUGUGGCCGUUGUUACAUCACCAGUUCUCGCCCUCCUCACCCCUUUCCUCGAGCGGUCUCUCAAUACUCCUACUACUUCCCAAGAAGUUUUACGCCGAACAGUUGUCAUUACCGAAAACUUGACCAAGCUAGUUCACGAUCCGAUCGAAGCACGGACUUUCCUGCCGAAGCUCCAACCCGGUGUUAAGAAUGUGAUGAACCGAGCAUCACUUCCAGAAGUGCGCGAGCUUGCUACUCGGGCUUUGAACGUCAUGGAUAAGGCCAUGGCGAACGAUAAGACCGAUGUAAUUGAGCGCACUACCGCUGCGGAUGUUGCUAAGAUUCUGGACACGGAAAUCAGCCAAAUCACGGACCUCUCCGGGGAUGAUCUUGAUAGCUACAAACUUCUCUCCCCAUAUGUGUGCGGAAUGGUGGCUGAGGAUAUCAACCACCGCCAAAUCACUAGGGUUGGGUCCAGAAUCAGCCCCUACCUUAAAUCGUUGGGUCAGUUAAUCGAAAGCCACGAAGCUAUUGCCACAGCAGUCCAAAAGCACUACGCCGACGAAGAUGCUCGCAAGUUCGGCGAACCAGAGAAGGAUGAUAGCGAUGAGGUUGAGAUUGUGAACGCUGACUUCUCGCUGGGCUACGGGGGUAUGCUUCUUCUGUCGCACACUAACUUGCGAUUACUCAAAGGUCAUCGCUACGGUCUUUGCGGCCGCAACGGUGCCGGAAAGUCAACUCUUAUGAGAAGUAUCGCGAGUGGUAAGCUUGAAGGGUUUCCACCUCAGGAUGUCUUGCGCACUUGCUAUGUUGAGCAUAAUCAGGGCGAAGACGCCGAUAUAAGCAUCCUUGAAUUCGUUUCCAAGGACCCUACUAUCGCCAAAGAAGGAAAAGAACGUAUCUCUGAAGUUUUAGAGGAGGUCGGUUUCACCCCUGGGCCUGAGGGGAGGCAGUCGCACAAAGUUGGUACCCUCUCAGGAGGCUGGAAGAUGAAGUUGGCUCUUGCUCGCGCUAUGCUUCAAAGAGCAGACGUUCUACUUCUUGACGAACCUACCAAUCAUCUUGAUGUCGCAAACAUAAAGUGGUUGGAGGAGUACCUGAAGUCCCAUACCGACAUUACCAGCUUGAUCGUAUCUCACGACUCAGGUUUCUUAGAUGAGGUUACUACCGAUAUCUACCAUUAUGAGCCCAACAAAAAGCUCGCUCACUACAAAGGAAACUUGGCUGCCUUCGUCAAGAUCAAGCCGGAAGCCAAGAGCUACUAUACACUAUCCGAUAGCAUGGUGCAGUUCAAGUUCCCACCUCCUGGUAUCCUUACCGGCGUGAAGUCGAACACGCGUGCGAUCAUUCGCAUGACAGAUGUGUCCUUUACAUAUCCCAAAGCGCCAAAACCUUCCCUCAGCGAUGUAUCCUGCCAACUUACACUCUCAUCCCGUGUAGCCAUCAUCGGACCAAAUGGUGCCGGAAAGUCGACAAUGAUUAAACUGCUGACAGGCGAGGUCAUCCCUAACUCUGGACGAGUUGAAAAGCACCCAAAUCUUCGAAUUGGUUACAUCAAGCAGCAUGCUCUCGAACACGUGGAAAUGCACUUGGAGAAGACGCCCAAUCAAUAUUUGCAAUGGCGUUAUGCUAACGGUGAUGACCGCGAGGUCCAUAUGAAGCAAACUCGCGUGCUGUCUGAUCGGGAUCGGGAGCAGAUGGAUAAGUUUGUUGAUCUUGGAGAGGGUUAUGGGAAGCGACAAAUUGAAUCCCUCAUGGGUCGUCAGAAGUACAAGAAGACAUUUCAAUACGAAGUCAAAUGGCGCGGUUUCCUGCCAAAACACAACACACAAAUUUCUCGGGAGACAUUGCUCGACCUUGGUUUCGCUAAACUCGUCCAGGAGUUUGACGACCACGAGGCUUCACGUGAAGGUCUGGGCUAUCGUGAGCUGCAACCGUCGGUGAUCAGCAAGCACUUCCAGGACUUGGGAUUGGACCCCGAGAUCGCUAACCACAAUGAGAUCGGCUCGCUAUCUGGUGGGCAGAAGGUCAAGGUCGUUAUCGCUGGUGCCAUGUGGAAUAAUCCUCACUUGUUGGUACUCGACGAGCCUACUAACUUUUUGGACCGGGAUUCACUUGGCGGUCUUGCAGUUGCUAUUCGUGACUUUAAAGGUGGCGUGGUCAUGAUUUCCCACAACGAAGAGUUUGUUGGCGCGUUGGCUUCUGAGCAAUGGCAUGUCAACGACGGAAAGGUUACACACCGUGGGCACUCUGCUAUAGCCCUCGAUCGUUUCGAGGAUAGCCGUCCAGGCAGCAGUGUACCCAGCGGCUUGAACACCCCGAUCCCUGGUAGUAGCGCUGUUAGUAGCGCGGUGAACAGUGCCGUUAAUAGUGGUGUGGAGGAUAAUAGCGAAAUGAAGUUCAAAGCCAAGAAGAAGAAGAAGAUUACCAAAAAGGAAUUGAAAGAACGAGAGGUGCGACGAAGAUUGAGGCACAUUGAGUGGCUUAAUAGUCCGAAGGGCACGCCUCGUCCGGUUGACACUGACGAUGAGGGCGAUGCUUGA